ACUGUGGUCCUACUUUUCCAGAAAGGACACGAGGAAAAGGAAGCACAGAACGACUUCCCGAAGUCACAGCGGAUGGGUGGUAGAGCCCAAUUUGAAUGCACCCCUCCGGCUCCUGACUCCAAUGUGCACAGCAGAGACCCCGCAGUGGCUGCGUGCUCCGCCCCGAUUUCCAUGGAGACCCCUUGUACACAGCUUUCUCUAUCCACUCCACCUCAAGUGGGGCCGGCUGGCUGGACCAGCGCCCUGGGGCCCAUGAACAGCGGGUCCGCAGGAAGGCUGGCCGUGGGGAGAGUGAAAUUCUUCGGCCGGCACCGCGGGGAGGUCAACUCCUCAGCCUUCUCUCCCGACGGCCAGAGGCUGCUCACAGCCUCUGAGGAUGGCUGUGUGUACGGCUGGGAGACCCAGAGCGGGCGGCUGCUGUGGAGGCUGGGUGGCCAUGCAGGCCCCAUCAAGUUCUGCCGCUUCUCCCCUGAUGGCCACCUUUUUGCCACAACUUCUGGUGACUGUACCAUCCGCCUGUGGGAUGUAGCAGAAGCCAAGUGUCUGCACGUCUUGAAGGGUCACCAGAGGAGCGUGGAGACGGUUAGCUUUAGCCCUGACUCAAAGCAGCUGGCAUCGGGUGGCUGGGACAAGCGGGUGGUGCUCUGGGAGGUGCAGUCUGGCCAGAUGCUGCGCCACUUAGGAGGGCACCGAGACUCUGUCCAGAGCAGUGACUUCGCACCCAGCUCAGACUGCCUGGCCACUGGCUCCUGGGACUCUGCUAUCUGCAUCUGGGACCUGCGGACGGGGACCCCAGUGACCUCCCACCAAGAGCUGCAGGGCCACAGUGGCAACAUCAGCUGCCUGUGCUACUCAGCAUCCGGCCUCCUGGCUUCCGGCUCCUGGGACAAGACCAUCCACAUCUGGAAGCCUUCCACCAGAAACCUGCUUGUUCAGCUCAAGGGCCAUGUCACCUGGGUGAAGAGCAUAGCUUUCUCCCCUGAUGGGUCACAGCUAGCCAGCGCUGGCUACUCCCAUAUGGUCAAAGUCUGGGACUGCAACACAGGAAAGUGCAUGGAGACUCUGAAGGGAGUCCUGGAUGUGGCCCACGCCUGUGCCUUCACCCCAGAUGGGAAACUCUUAGUGUCUGGAGCUGCUGAUCAGGCAAGAUGCCAACUCCGAUGCACGAUCAAAUCACCCAGGGCCUCUCAGAUAUAACAUCACCACAAAUGGCUCUUUGAUCUCAAGCCUGUCUCUCCCUGCCCCGGGCGCAUGGGACCUGGCAGAACGAGCCCCUGAAAGGACAGUGAGGGCAGCUGCACGCCAUAGGCCCAAAGUAACCUUAACAGAGCACCCAACAGAUCCCUGUGACCAGGAUUGGUCAUGGUCCCGCGCCGGGGCUGCCAACAGCCGCAGGCAGGCCUGCCAAAGCCCCCAGGCCCCUAGCAACCACAACCAGGGCACGCCAGCCCACCUCUCCAGCACGGUUCGCUGAAACACCCGCAAACAUGAAGCAAUGCCAGCCAGUUUGUUUGUGUUUUAUUGAUGCCGGUGCUCAGGCCUUGACCGCAUACUUCCGCAGUGGGUACAGCCGCUCCUUCCGCUGCUGCUUCUUGGUCUUCAGGUUUUCCUCGUGCUUGUUUAGCCGGCGGCGCAUGGCACGUGUCUUCUUGGGCCGCAGAUCCAGGGGCU
Molecule: messenger RNA, 1671 nt
Organism: Prionailurus viverrinus (fishing cat)
Lineage: Eukaryota; Metazoa; Chordata; Mammalia; Carnivora; Felidae
Gene: WDR38
Product: WD repeat domain 38
Exons: 11
Coding region: 73-1197 (374 amino acids)
Molecular function (GO): protein binding
Source: RefSeq, a predicted model, not a curated record